Molecule: messenger RNA, 1817 nt
Organism: Odobenus rosmarus divergens (Pacific walrus)
Lineage: Eukaryota; Metazoa; Chordata; Mammalia; Carnivora; Odobenidae
Gene: NFKBIE
Product: nuclear factor of kappa light polypeptide gene enhancer in B-cells inhibitor, epsilon
Exons: 6
Coding region: 196-1281 (361 amino acids)
Biological process (GO): cellular response to lipopolysaccharide; signal transduction
Cellular component (GO): cytosol
Molecular function (GO): protein binding
Source: RefSeq, a predicted model, not a curated record
CCGUGGAAGUCACCCCCGCUCCGAGGCUCGCCCGCGCUUCUCGCCGACCCCUGGGGCUCCCGCAGCCCGGGAAGGAGGCCACUCCCGGCCGGGCGCCAGCUCUGCAGGGCGGACCUGCAACCCGGAAAGGCGGCGCGGCGGAGCCCGGAGCCGGAUCCUACUCGGACCUGGCCCCCGCGGGCCGGCACCGCUGGCAUGUCGGAGGCGCGGAAGGGGCCGGACGAGACAGAUGAGAGCCAGUAUGACUCGGGCAUCGAGUCUCUGCGCUCUCUGCGCUCCCUGCCCGAGCCCACCCCGACCCCAGCCUCUGGGCCCGCGGAUGGCGGCGGCCCCCAGCCCUGGACUCAUCCUCCGGGAACAGCCGAGGAGCCACAGCAGGAAGACACAGAUGGGGAGCGAGCUGACUCCACCUAUGGUUCCUCGUCGCUCACCGAGCCCCUGCCCUUGUUGGGGGGCACGGAGACCGAGAACCCAGCCCCACGCUCGCCGCUCGCCGCCGCGGGGGCCCUGAGCCCUCAGCAGCUGGAAGCACUCACUUACAUCUCCGAAGAUGGAGACACGCUUGUCCACCUGGCGGUGAUUCAUGAGGCCCCAGCUGUGCUGCUGUGUUGUCUGGCUUUGCUGCCCCAGGAGGUCCUGGACAUUCAGAACAACCUCUACCAGACAGCACUCCAUCUGGCCGUACAUCUGGACCAGCCCGGUGCAGUUCGGGCCCUGGUGCUGAAGGGGGCCAGUCGGGUGCUACAGGAUCGACAUGGUGACACAGCCUUGCAUGUGGCCUGUCAGCGUCAGCACCUGGCCUGUGCCCGCUGCCUGCUGGAGGGGCGGCCAGAACCAGGCCGAGGACCACCCCACACCCUGGACCUCCAGCUGCAAAACUGGCAAGGUCUGGCCUGUCUCCACAUCGCCACCCUGCAGAGAAACCGGCCGCUCAUGGAGCUGCUGCUUCAGAACGGAGCUGACAUUGACACGCAGGAGGGCACAAGUGGAAAGACCGCACUGCACCUGGCUGUGGAGACCCAGGAGCGGGGUCUGGUGCAGUUCCUGCUCCAGGCUGGUGCCCGGGUAGACGCCCGCAUGCUCAACGGGUGCACACCCCUGCACCUCGCGGCGGGUCGGGGCCUCAGCAGCAUCUCAUCCACUCUGUGCGAGGCAGGCGCCGACUCCCUGCUGCGGAACGUGGAGGACGAGACUCCCCAGGACCUGGCUGAGGAUCCCUUUGCUCUUUUGCCCUUUGAUGACCUGAAGAUCUCUGGGAAGCCACUGCUGUGUGCCGACUGAAGCCAGGGCAGAGUCUGGGGCCCCGGAGACUCCAUCUCUUCCCAUCUGGAAGCUGGAGCCAUAGCUGCUGCAGUUUGGGCCCAGACAAUGUGCCCUCUUGGUGUCCUGGGGACUGCUGAGGCCACAGCCUGGGGCCAGCACAGUCCUGAGCUGAGAGGAGGGAUCACAAGUGAGCGAAGGCCAGUCUGGAAGGAAGACCUUCCUGGGUGGACGGGGAUUCUUGAAGACUCCCAAAGCCCCGGGUAUCCUGGGCGAAGCCUGUUUGACUCUAAAAGAAGGCAGGGACUCUUGUUUCUACCCAUGUCUGGUCAGCCUGAAACGGCCAACCAGUAGGAAAACAUGGACUCUCCUGCGUGAGGAGAGAAACUGAAAUCAGCAAGCAGGACCCUGAGGGGUUCCAUCUCACUGCUGUGGAGGACUCUUAAACACUGUUGUUUAAAGACUUCACACCGAAGGCCCUAAACUGAGCCUUUGGGGAAGGGGAAGUUUCAAUAACAUGACACUAAAACAGCAGAGACCUUUAAAAAGUUUCCACC